AAAUAGUACAGAGAACAGCCACCGUUUUGUGAGAUUCUCUGCCAAACCAUGUCUUCAUCUUCUUCGAUAUCAUCUUCCCUCCGAUUGGUCACAGCCAGAAUCCCAAGCUCUCUCUUUCACUCCACAACCACAGUAACAACAAGAAGAUCAAAAACUCUCUUUCACAGCCAGUCAAAGCCUCUACAUGUUUCAUUCUCCAGACCCAUUUCAUUCGAACGACUCCCUUCAGUAUCGGUAUCAGCGUCAUCAGCUUCGGCUUCAAGCUCUACGUCACUUCAACCCAUUGAAGAGCUCCCUCCAAAGCUUCAAGAAAUCGUGAGACUUUUCCAGUCCGUACAGGAACCGAAGGCCAAGUACGAACAGCUAUUGUUUUACGGUAAAAACCUUAAACCCCUCGAUACCCAUUUCAAAACUAAGCAAAAUAAGGUCGAGGGUUGUGUGUCCCAGGUCUGGGUCAGGGCUUACCUCGAUUCAGAUAAGAACGUGGUGUACGAGGCCGAUUCUGAUUCUGUACUCACUAAAGGACUCGCUGCUUUACUUGUUAAUGGUCUCUCGGGUCGACCUGUCGAUGAGGUAGUGAGAAUUUCCCCUGAUUUUGCUGUGCUUCUUGGGCUUCAACAGAGCUUGACUCCUUCUAGGAAUAAUGGGUUCUUGAAUAUGUUGAAGUUGAUGCAAAAGAAGGCGCUUGAGUUGUAUAUUGAAGCUGAGAAGGGCGUUGGGAGCUCGAAUUCGGAGUCAAAAUUCGAUAACAAUGGCGAAAGCUCGGGUCUUGGAUUGAAAUCUGAACUGGGUAUUGAAAAUAAACAGGAGAAAGUUGUUGAAUCAAAACCAGCAACGAGUGUGAGGAUCGAGUCUGAUUCGAAUUCGGGUUCUUUAGGGAGUAGGGGCAUGAGAAUUAAGGAGAGAUUAGAGAAAGAGCUUAGUCCUGUUGAUUUGGAGGUUGAAGAUGUAUCUUAUCAGCAUGCUGGGCAUGCUGGAGUGAGAGGGAGCGAUGGAGAGACUCAUUUCAAUGUGAGAAUUGUUUCGAAAGAGUUUGAGGGGAAGAGUUCGGUUAAGAGACAUAGACUCAUUUACACUUUGUUACAAGAAGAGUUGCAGAGUGGAUUACAUGCAUUGUCAAUUGUAGCAAAGACACCAUCUGAAGUUAGUGGAGGAUGAAGGAGUUCUCAUUGCAUAGAAAAAAAGAGGUUCAUUUUUAUAUAUUUUUUUUCUUAAUAAUUAAAGAAAUUUAUUGGGGCUAUUGCUUUGUACCACUUUUAGAUGUGUUGUAUACAUUUUCUCAUAGUUUUUAGAUUAUGAAAGAUUGUGUCUUGAAUCUUUAUAAUGCAAUAACGAGUUACAUAUUUCGGCA
Molecule: messenger RNA, 1351 nt
Organism: Humulus lupulus (European hop)
Lineage: Eukaryota; Viridiplantae; Streptophyta; Magnoliopsida; Rosales; Cannabaceae
Product: sufE-like protein 1, chloroplastic/mitochondrial
Exons: 1
Coding region: 49-1158 (369 amino acids)
Source: RefSeq, a predicted model, not a curated record